AUAGCCACUUUGCAUUGUCAACAGAUUAUUGUUUUGCUUCUUCUCUCAAGAUCAAGUGAUCAUUGGCGCCGGAUUUAAAGUGAAAUUUGUCCUCUCCUUUCGUGUUUUGUUUCUCAGAAUACAAGUGAAAUAACAUCAAAUCAGAAAAAAACCUGAAUCGAGGACACAUUGCGUGGGCUAAUCGAGAAAGAAAUGAAUGGCUUCAGACUUCAAAUAUUCCAAGCAAAAUCAACAGGUUGUAAGACAGGGUUUUCUCUGGUGCAUGGCAGCCAUCUAUUUAUUUGCUUUCACCUCUCUUUACGUCCAAAUACCAGGUCUCUAUGGACACAAUGGUCUACUCCCUGCAAGUUACAUUUUGCAUGACUUUUCAUCAUGCAUAGAUAAAAGUGCUGCUUGUCCAUUGUGGGCAUCAUCAGGAGAGUGUAUCAGAAACACAGGGUGGAUGGUGCAGAACUGCAUGAAGUCUUGUAACAGCUGUCAAGCACUGGACACAUCAGUCAGUGGAUUGUUCUGGAACACACCCACUCUUUUAUGGAUGACACCAUAUUUGGGACUGGAUACACCCACUGGCAUGGAGUUCUUGUGUGUUGUGGGCAUUUUACUUUCACUCGUCCUCCUUGUGUCACAAAGAUGCAGAAACUGCCUUACUUACCUGAUGCUGUGGUUCCUCUACUACUCCAUGUUACCAGUUGGUCAAAUAUUCAUUCAGUAUCAGUGGGAUGCACUCCUGUGGGAAUCAGGAUUUCUUGCCUUUCUGGUUGCUCCCUGGAACAUUGUUUUUGCACCCUGGAGAAUUGGAAAACUAACAUUAUUCAAGUGCAGAUGUCUCAGGUACAUCUCAAGGCAUCAUGACAAUGUAACCCUGUGGCUGGUUAAGUGGUUGUUGUUUCGUCUAAUGUUUGCUUCAGGAGUUGUUAAACUGACAUACAUGGACAAAACGUGGUGGGAUCUCAGCGCCCUCAACUGGCAUUAUGAGUCACAGUGCAUUCCCACACCAGUUGCAUGGUACUUUCAAAAACUCCCUGUUUGGUUCCAUAGACUCAGUGUAGUUAUGACUUACGUCAUUGAGAUCGGAAUUCCUUUCCUGGCGUUUGCUCCUGUGAGAAUUCUUCGUGUGUUUGUUUAUUGCAGCGAGGUAUUUCUCCAGCUUUUGAUUCUUCUCACCGGUAACUACAACUUCUUCAACCUACUGACAAUCGUCUUGUGUAUCUCGCUGCUGGAUGACAAGUGUAUUCUCUCUCGUAUGCAGUGUUUCCUGUGCAGACGGUGCAUGCGUUCAAGUUGUUGUCAUACGGCAAGCCAGCGAACAACAGUGAAACCUCGUACCGGAUACUCAGAGGUUAAACAAGAGGAGAGCUUAGAGGAAGACGUGGAAGGAAAAAUGGGCUCGAGAAGUGAUGAAGAUUUAGAAGCAGCUGAAAGUGAAAAUACACCAAGCUCAGAGGAUAGGAACACCGCAUCGAAGGGAAACACCAGCUCAGAAGAAAGUUCAACCACCUCUCAACUUGUGGAGUAUGUCUUGCACUGGAUGAACUCACGUCAUGAGAAUUCCAAAUUCAUUCAGGCCAUAGAAUUUCUUCAUAGCAAGAUUUUUGGUUGGAUGAAGCUGGCCUCUAUCUUAAUCACGUUUCUUCUUGUUUUGAUAAUUAUCAUUGUUUGUACUAUCAAGUGGUUCAGUAUUAAGAUCACUAAAGACGAAACCAUCCACUGCGAAACAGCUUUUACACCUGAACAGCUUGUAAACACAGUUCAACUUGCCACACAGUUUGCAUUGUGGAUGGGGUUUUUGUCUCUUUUAAUCGAAAUACUGGGAGCUUUUACUAGGUGCCUGUUGGAGCAGUGCAGCAAGCGUAGCAAGGUGUGGCAGCUGUUCCAAUGUUUCAUCUGGUCCGUUGUGUCUUUAAUGAUGUUUUCUGUUAGCUUGUACUCCUUCACAGCAGUUGAUCGUGUUGUCCAGCGAAGCCUUCCCAAGACGUUUGUUAAUAUGUAUCGACACACGGCUUAUCUGGAACUGACAAAUGCUUACGGCCUGUUCAGAAGUAUGACUGGAGUUGGUGGUCGGCCUGAGCUUAUCAUCAUAGGCAGCAACUCACUGGACGGUCCAUGGGAGGAAUACAACUUCUUAUACAAACCUGGCAAUUUAUAUCAGCCACCGCCCUUUGUUGCACCUCAUCAGCCCCGCUUGGACUGGCAAAUGUGGUUCGCAGCUCUGGAAUCCUACUCUGAAAAUCCAUGGUUUCUGAGCUUGAUUCAUAAGCUAAUGAAAGGACAAACAGACGUUUUACAGCUGAUGGGUCAAAAUCCUUUCAAGGAGUCUCCUCCAAGGUUCAUCCGAGCGCAACUGUAUCUGUAUCACUACACACGAAACACAUCAAGUCUGUGGCAAGUUUUGUUCCAUCCAAGCGGCGAGAAGGCUUGGUGGACGCGGGAAUUCAACAGAGAAUAUUUACCAUUCGUCGUCAAUAACAGCUCUUUGUCGACUUUGGAGAAUAUGCUGGAGAAAAAGAGAAUUUACCGGCCAAAUUUUAAGCCAGAGAACACGUGGGGCUUUCUUUAUGCACUGAUACGGAACUUGAGGGAGGCUCAUAGACGAAUUGCACCCACUACCCUCAUCAAUGCUCUUCUCUUCAUUGUGGUCACGUGUCUGGUGCUCAAAGUUUGGUGGAGGAGGACUGGAAGAAAGUUCUGCACGCUGUCUUUAUUUAGAGUUCACGAUAAGAGUAAGGCGACCUCAAAAGCUUCUGACAGGGAGGAAGACACAGACAUUGCGGACGAAUCGACGAACAAAAAUGUCUCUCGUUGGAAGCGGAUUAAUGUUACUGGCUGUAUGGAUAAACUGCGUGAGAUGAGCAGGGUGUUAUGUGAGAAAAUCACGACAUGGUGUGGCUUUGUGUUUUGCAAGCUUCAAGAAAGUUAUCAAAGAUGUUUGAUGUUAUGGAAGACGAGAAUGCCUUCCGUUAAGAAAAAAGCAUAACUCGCAAAAGAAGCAUUGAAUGAAUGUUCAGUCUUCAGAGGCUCAUCAGCUGGCCGCAUCCCUGUCAUCGCUGUAAAGCAAGGAGCGCCAGUGAACAAUCCGCAGAUGGCUAGACUGGCUGUAAAUUCAGAUUCAGCCGUCUUAUCGUUCCGUCAAGGACGUUUUGGCAAAAAUCGCAGGGAUUUGGCACUCAUACGCUUACCGGCGAGGCGUUUCCUUCCGCCGAAGAAAUUGCAGUGACUGAAUGAUAGCCAGAUUGCGCGGCCUAAUUAAGAAACUUUGCCCGUUGGUCUUGUCUAUUCAGUCCGACUCCUUUUACCUUUGUAUUUAUUCAUUCAACCCGGAAUUGAUAAUUUAUUAUUUAUUUACU
Messenger RNA from Pocillopora verrucosa, 3344 nucleotides. Its product is annotated as lipase maturation factor 2. Gene Ontology annotation, cellular component: endoplasmic reticulum membrane. Gene Ontology annotation, biological process: protein maturation. The record is from RefSeq and is a predicted model, not a curated record. NCBI's taxonomy places the organism in Eukaryota, Metazoa, Cnidaria, Anthozoa, Scleractinia, Pocilloporidae.